AUGACAGAGGUAUCCCGCUUGUUUCCAUUGGAACUCCCGGAACCUCUGUUUUUUAGCGCGCGGUUCGGCCGCCCGCGCGGCUCUCCCAGCAAGGACGUGCCUUCUCGACCCCCCUUGACGCACGCGGUGAAGGAGUAUAACGACAGAACCAAUCUACGCGAAAGCGCCUGCCUGUAUCUACGAGAGGGCACCAUGGGCGUAUGCUCGUCCAAGAGUGAUGCCGCCGGAGCCUCUGCGGGAGGACCCACGGGGGACUACGGUGGCGGCACCAACAAUAAGGGAGGGGGUUGCACCGACUUGAGCCCCGCCUCGUCCAAGGGCGCGGGCGGAGACCUUCGGUACAACAUGCUCAAGGCUAGCAAGGGGGACCGCUUUCACGAGACCUAUGAGGUUCAACCGGGUGAGCUGGGCACGGCCGCCAUGGGCUGCGUCGUGCGAGCGGGGCUCAAGAAGCGCACGGGAGAAAUGUUCGCGUGCAAGACCUUCAUGGUGAGCAGCGUCCCGAAGAAGAAAGCGCAACGCCGCAUUUUGGAAACCCUCCGCAACGAGAUAGACCUCCUACGGAGCCUGGACCACCCAAACAUCGUCAGGGCCUACGAGUCUUACGAGGUUGGGCAGGACUUGCACCUGGUCAUGGAGCUGUGCCGCGGCGGCGACCUCGGCGCGAGAACGUACACGGAGGCGCAGGCGGCCGCCGUGGUUCGUCAGGUGCUGUCGGCCAUACUGCACGCUCACCAGAAGGGGAUCUGUCAUAGGGACCUCAAGUUCGAGAACAUCCUGUGGGAGUCCAAGGCCGAAGACGCUCAGAUCAAGUUGAUAGACUUUGGCAUGUCGGCACGGUUCCAGGAGGGCAUGCCUAUGAAAGAGCGCGUGGGCACCGUGUACACCAUGGCUCCGGAGGUGCUUCAGGGGGAGUACACGAAGCAGGCGGACCUGUGGAGCGUGGGCUGCAUAACCUUCCACCUCAUCGCGGGGGAGCCGCCGUUUGAGUGCGAGAACGAGGUGGACACCAUGCGCAGGCUGCUGGCCGUCCAGUACUAUUGGCCCAUCGGGUCGAAGGUUUCGAGCGAGGCAAAAGGUUUAUGCUACAACCUCCUCAAGUUCGACCCCCGUCGCCGCUGGACAGUGGAGGAGGCGAUCGCGUCCCCGUGGAUCAAGCGCUUCGCCCCGGGGGGGCCCGACGCCUCCCCUCCGGCCACAGCGGUGGCACGGAGCCCCCGCAACGUGAACGCCUCCUCCGCGUUCUCCUCGUCGAACUCCCGGGUGGUGGUUCGGGAGAGCACUCCAUCGACAAUAGCCUCGUCCUCAUCGACGUCCCUGGCUGGAACUGCGGCGGCGGCGGCGGAAUCGCCGAAGGUCCCGCCGCCGGAUGCGGCGAGAUUGGCCGCUGGUGCGGCGGGAUUACCGCCGCCUCCGAGCGUGGCCGCGAGUAGUGGUAGUACCGCGGCGGUCGGCGGGGGUUCAGCAGAGGAAGCCGCUCGGGAGACGGGGAGGGGGGACGGCAAAUCGCAGGAGGAGGAGGAGGAGGAGGAGGAGGAGGAGGAUGAUGCCCUCGGAGAAAUGCCGCAGGAGGCGCCGAUCUCCGUGCGGAUGCUCUCGAGUAUGCGGGACUACCGGUCGUACGGGGCCCUUAGGAGGACGGCCCUCAUGGUGGUGGCGUACAACCAGUCCCCCGACAAGCUGCGGGAGCUUCGGAACGAGUUUGUGGACUUCGACACCGAGAGAAACGGAAAGAUCAGCAGGGGGGAGAUGCGGACGGCGCUGUCCCAGCGAGGAGUAAGCCCGGAGGAGAUCGAGGAGCUCUUCGAGAGCCUCGACGUGGACCAAAGUGGCGACAUCCACUACCUGGAGUUUCUGGCGGCUACCAUCGAGGCUGUCGGAGCCACGGAGGAGGUGCGUCUGCGGCAGGCUUUCGAGAGGCUAGACAUCGACGAGAGCGGGUCGAUCACCGUGGACAACCUCAGGGAGAUCAUGGGUCCCAGCUACGACGAUGAGGCGAUCCACAAGACUCUGGAGGAAGCGGACACGGGGCAGGACGGUCGGGUGGAGUGGGAGGACUUUUUGCUGCUGAUGCGAGACCGGCGGGGCGUCGAGACGCUCGUCGCCCAGGAGAGAAAGGCGGUGGACGAGUUAAAGAGCAAGAUUUCUCCGGGGCCCGCGUCAUCUGCCUCUUCUUCUGCGUUGGUGUCCGCAGUAGUCGCAGUUGGAGGGCAGGGUGAGCUGGCCACGUGCGUAGCCCCGGAAGAGGAGGCAGCUUCAACAAGAGGACCGUCGACGUUGCCAGCCGAUGACGAUGUAGCAGAAGAGGCAGCAGCAACAGGGGCGGCUACGGAGGGAAGGGGGGCGACGGCGGCGGCAGCAGAGGGGGGUGGGGCAGCGACGGCAGGUGCGGGGACCCCAGCGUCGAGAACAGCAGCAGGCGAAGCGGAGCCAAGUUCUUGGCAAGAAGGAGAAGGAGAAGGAGGAGGAGUCGGGCUUGGGAUCGGCGACGGCGGCAACGACGCAAGAGAAGGCGGUGGUGGUGGCGGCGGGGACGAUUCUCUUGCAGAGGUGGUGGCGGUAGCGGCGACGCUUCUGUCAUAG
Ectocarpus siliculosus is the source of this 2583-nucleotide messenger RNA. The record is from the annotation of a GenBank genome assembly. Lineage: Eukaryota; Phaeophyceae; Ectocarpales; Ectocarpaceae.